CAUUAUUGAAGCUCAGCAAGCUCUCCUGUAACUAAUCAGGUAAAUUCAUGCAAUUACUGGUGGUGGUGUUACUAUAUCCGUAUGGUCUUUCAAGGCCUGUCUGUGUCUGCCUAUCGUGACUAUUUCUGUACGGUCUAUCGAGACCUGUCCGUGUCCGGCUAUCAUGGCUAUUUUUCUGUAUGGUCUAUCAAGGCCUGCCCCAUGUCUGCCUAUUGUGGCUAUCAGUGUCUGGCCUAUCGUGGCUAUUUCUGUACGGUCUAUCGAGACCUGUCCGCGUCCGGCUAUCAUGGCUAUUUUUCUGUACGGUCUAUCAAGGCCUGUCCCAUGUCUGCAUAUUGUGGCUUCUGUGUCUGGCCUAUCGUGGCUAUUUCUGUACGGUCUAUCGAGACCUGUCCGUGUCCGGCUAUCAUGGCUAUUUUCUGUAUGGUCUAUCAAGGCCUGUCCCAUGUCUGCCUAUUGUGGCUGUCUGUGUCUGCCUAUCGUGGCUAUUUCUGUACGGUCUAUCGAGGCCUAUCUGUGUCUGGCUAUAAUGGCUAUUUCUGUACGGCCUAUCGAGGCCUGUCUGUGUCUGCCUAUCGUGGCUGUCUGUGUCUGGCCUAUCGUGGCUAUUUCUGUACGGCCUAUCAAGGCCUGUCCGUGUCCGGCCAUCAUGGCUAUUUUUCUGUAUGGUCUAUUGAGGCCUGUCCUGUGUCUGCCUAUUGUGGCGAUUUCUGUACGGCCUAUUGAGGCCUGUCUGCGUCUGCCAUUGUGGCUGUCUGCGUCUGGCCUAUCGUGGCUAUUUAUGUACGGCCUAUCGAGGUCUGUCUGCGUCUGCCUAUCGUGGCUAAUCAUGGUCUAUCGAGGCCUGUCUUGCGUCUGCCUAUCGUGGCUGUCUGCGUCUGGCCUAUUGUGGCUAUUUAUGUACGGUCUAUCGAGGCCUGUCUGUGUUGGCUAUCAUGGCUAUUUCUGUACGGUCUAUCGAGGCCUGUCCGUGUCCGCCUAUCGUGGCUGUCUGCGUCUGGCCUAUUGUGGCUAUUUCCGUUGGUCUAUCGAGGCCUGUCCGUGUCUGGCUAUCAUGGCUAUUUUUCUGUAUGGUCUAUCAAGGCCUAUCUGUGUCUGGCCAUCAUGGCUAUUUCUGUACGGUCUAUCAAGGCCUGUCUGCGUCUGCCUACUGUGGCUGUCUGUGUCUGGCCUAUCGUGGCUAUUUAUGUAUGGUCUAUCGAGGCCUGUCUUUGUCUGGCUAUCAUGGCUAUUUUUCUGUACGGUCUAUCGAGGCUGUCUGUGUUCUGCCUAUCAUGGCUAUUCUGUAUGGUCUAUCGAGGCCUGUCUGCGUCUGCCUAUCGUGGCUGUCUGCGUCUGGCCUAUCGUGGCUAUUUCUGUUGGUCUAUUAAGGCCUGUCUGUGUCUGCCUAUCGUGGCUGUCUGCGUGAGGCCUAUCGUGGCUAUUUCUGUUGGUCUAUUAAGGCCUGUCUGUCUGCCUAUCGUGGCUGUCUGCGUGAGGCCUAUCGUGGCUAUUUAUGUACGGUCUAUUGGGGCCUGUCCGCGUCUGCCUAUUGUGGCUGUCUGCGUCUGGCCUAUCGUGGCUAUUUAUGUUCGGCCUAUCGAGGCCUGUCCGUGUCUGCCUAUCGUGGCUAUUUCUGUUGGUCUAUCGAGGCCUGUCUGUGUCUGCCUAUCGUGGCAUUUCUGUUGGUCUAUCGAGGCCUGUCUGUGUCUGCCUAUCGUGGCAUUUCUGUUGGUCUAUCGAGGCCUGUCUGUGUCUGCCUAUCGUGGCAUUUCUGUUGGUCUAUCGAGGCCUGUCUGUGUCUGCCUAUCGUGGCAUUUCUGUUGGUCUAUCGAGGCCUGUCUGUGUCUGCCAAUCGUGGCUGUUUCUGUUGGUCUAUUGAGGCCUGUCUUUGUCUGCCUAUCGUGGCUAUUUCUGUUGGUCUAACGAGGCCUGUCCGUGCCUGCCUAUCGUGGCUGUCUGUGUCCUGCCUAUCGUUGCUGUCUGUGUCUGGCCUAUUUCUGUAAAACUUAAGAAGUUUAAUCUAACGUCAUUAUACUGGUCAUGCUAACUCUCUUUCUAUUUCUUCCAGGAACCUUAGGAUUCACAACUGGUGGGUAUACUUCAUCUACUUUAUUUUGGGGGGAAGGCUGGCCCCGUCUGGAGGUCUCAUAAUCCACCUAAUUUUGGGGGUCUGCUGCGCCCCUGCCUUCGUCUUCAGGCAGGAAAUGCAGAUUCGCUACCCUCGGAUUACGAACCAUGGACGGGGCCUUCCGCCAAAGAAAUUUAUAAUUGUGCUCGCUGAGCUGUCAAUAAAUGUAUGCUUCGUACAUUCCUCUAUCUCCCGAGUCUUUCUGGUAGAAAUGGAAGCUUUAGCCUAAGUUCUGCCAGGAAGACUCAAUCACUUCGUCACUAAUUACCUUCAUCCUUAUCCAAUCACGUCUUUAUACUCCUGUAUAAAAGAUCGUACUUACACAUGUUUGAGUUCGCAGAUGCCAACGCGACAACAACCUCCACCCUCCCCACCACCACCAGGAUGGUCCUGUCCUUACCUUCCAGGGGGGGUCUGCUGCGCCCCUGCCUUCGUCUUCAGGCAGGAAAUGCAGAUUCGCUACCCUCGGAUUACGAACCAUGGACGGGGCCUUCCGCCAAAGAAAUUUAUAAUUGUGCUCGCUGAGCUGUCAAUAAAUGUAUGCUUCGUACA
This is a messenger RNA of Carassius gibelio (silver crucian carp), 2662 nucleotides long. RefSeq lists its product as uncharacterized. The transcript is spliced from 2 exons. Bases 164 to 1408 code for a protein of 414 amino acids. Lineage: Eukaryota; Metazoa; Chordata; Actinopteri; Cypriniformes; Cyprinidae. The record is from RefSeq and is a predicted model, not a curated record.